AUGGAGAAUGACAAAAAAUCCCGCCAAUCACAAAUUACUGAAGCUGAAAUAACCACCGAUAGCUUUCAGAUAAAUUUGGAUUUACCUAAGCAAUUGCAUGAAUAUUCGCAACUUCAGGAAAGAUUGAAACAGCUUGCUCGAGAAGCUAAAAUAUCGAAACAAGAGGUGAAAGAAUUUAAACAGAAAAUGACAUUUAUGCACACUAAAAUACUGGCAGAACAACCUAUCAAUGACAGUGCAAAUCACAUUGAGGUGAAGAAACAUAUUUUUACAGGUAACUGUAUUUUUUAG
Ochotona curzoniae (black-lipped pika) is the source of this 291-nucleotide messenger RNA. RefSeq names its product putative cTAGE family member 3. The transcript has 5 exons. Lineage: Eukaryota; Metazoa; Chordata; Mammalia; Lagomorpha; Ochotonidae. Bases 1 to 291 code for a protein of 96 amino acids. The record is from RefSeq and is a predicted model, not a curated record.